CUGCUUAGGUGGUACGGGUGCAAAGCGAGAUAAGCAAUGCUCGUGACGUGGUAUGGGGAUAUUCCUAUCCUAGAGUGCCUUUCCCGAGCGCCUUUCCCAGUGCCCAUUUCCCUGUCAGCUGGCUGCAGGUAGGAGACCAGCCUCAACAAGUCCCAGUAAAACCUCCCCGUAGGUUCUCCCUAUUUUACCUUUAGGGGAGCAUCUGUAACUGUUGUGGAGAAGAACCAGGCAAAGCAGAGAGAAUUCCUGGCUUACCCCUGCCAGGCUCAUACUCUUCUUGUCCAGGGUUUAUCUUUAAUUUGCUGCCCCUGGCAUGGGAUGGAGGAUUUUUCCAGGAGGGCAGAGGGCUGUAGAAUUGUCCAUCCUGUGCCCUCCCCAGCACCCCCUGCUCCCACCAGCCUGCUGGAGGCUCACACACGGAACAACGCUGCCUGAGACCAAGGGCAAAUGUCUGAAAGUGGCUGCCACAGCUUACAAGAGCUGUUUCCAGGUGGAGCCCGGGACGGGGAGCGUAUCUCUGCCGGCCUGUCACAGAGCAGAGAGGAAGGACUUGCAGCCUGUGGGCUGGGUCUCCAACCAGGGCACGAUGCCAAGAACAUCUUUUUAGUUUCGUUUCUCGCAGACUGGUUGACGCACCAUUUCUGCAGCCAUGGCAAAAGCAAAGGAAGAAUUUGGAGGGGGUGCCAGCCUGGAGGACGAACUCAGCUGUCCCAUCUGCCUGUGUCUGUACAGGAACCCAGUGUCGCUGAGCUGUGGUCACAGCUUCUGCAAGCAGUGCAUCCAGAAGGCGCUCGGUGCCCAGCAGCAAUCCAAGACCCCUUACUCCUGCCCCAUGUGCAAGCUCCAGCUGGGGCCCAUCCUGGAGCUGCAGAAGAAUUUCCAGCUGUGCAGCAUCGUAGAGGCAUUUCUGGCCAGCACUUCCAAAGGACAACAGGCCGAGGGCUCUGCAGAGGGGAAGGAGGAGGAGGAGGUGGUUCCCUGUGACUUCUGCCUGGACUGGUUCCAGCCAGCAGCGAAAAUCUGCCUGAACUGCGACGCGUCUUUGUGCCAGGCCCAUCUGAACAAACACAACGCCAAGGCUUCCCAGCAGGACCACAUGCUGGUGGAGGUGGGCGCAGGCGAUGUGGCGGAGGGGAGGAGGUGCCUGGAGCACCGCAGGCUGCUGGAGUGCUACUGCCAGGACGAGGGGCAAUACAUCUGCACGCUCUGCUCUAUUGUGGGCUCCCACAAGGGCCACAGCAUCAUCACCCUGAAGGAGGCACAUGAGAAACAGCUGGGUGAACUCUCAGACACUGUGACAUGGCUGCAGGAACGUAAAAGUGCUUUAGCUACUGCCCUAGAAGAGCUUCAGAGAAGCGAGAAUCAGCUCAAGACCAAUACGAAAACAGUGACUUCUCAGCUGCAAAAGCUGUUUGAAGAGAUGAAUACAGAGAUGAUGCUGAAAGAGAAGAUGAUCCUGAGUGACAUUCAGUUCAAUGAGAAAAAACAACUGGCAGACAUUACCAAAAUGAAGAAGGAAAUGGAACAGAGGAGAGAUGAGGCUGCGCAGCAUCUUCAGUCUUUGCAGAAAAUGAGAGAGCAACCAGAUAUUUUCCUCUUCUUCAAAGAAUUUAAACUGGCCAUGGACAGGGUUGCGAGCCAGAAUUUCGGCAUCGGCAGGAUGGACGUGGUGGUAGUGCAGCUGGAUCAGGCCAGGAUCGACCACUACCGACGUCUGACGAUGGACUUCAUGAGUCGCCUGGACUCGCUGCUGCAAGGCGUGCACAGUGAACUCGCCAACCAAAUUAAGCGGAACAGUGGGGCUUCAGAUACUGGUGCCUCUUCAAACUGUAAGUGUUCAAAAAUACUAGUUACUCCUCAGGACUCUGGCCUGGGGCUGUGAAUCUGGCAGAGAAAAUCUCGCACCUAAAAAUGUGAGCAGCAUUUUGUUGCAUGCAUCUCCUCUCCUUGCCAGAGGUGAGACCAGCAGGAGUGCAGCCUCAGGGCACAGUUCUCAAAAUCUGCAGUGGGCAGAAAUCUCUGGGAACUCAGCAGAGAAAUCAUUUAUCUUCAGUGUGAGGGAGAGACUGGGUUUGCUUCAGUACUCAGUAAAAGUCUGAGCCUGCUCCUAGGAAAGACCAUGGAGGGGUUCUCACCAGCUGAGCAGAAGCUGGAGCAAACCCAGUGCCUGAAAGGAUUCCCAGACAAAUCCAAAUGCUGCAGGAGAUAUUAAAUCUGUAAACAGUGUUUCUCUUCAGAUAGCACUAGUCCAAUGCUCAAAUAGAUUUCUGCUGAGUACAGUGGUGUGUUUUUUCUACAAGCUCUUUUGAAGAAAACUUUUUUAGAAGUUGUUUGGAAGAUUUUUUAUAUUUUUUAGUUGCUGCAACUAAAGUUCAGUUUGCAAACAAGUUUUUCUUAAUUCAUCAACUCAAAAUAAAAUCCUAUUUUCUUCACCACUUUUUAAUUUUUGGAGGGGAAAAAUAUUCUCUUCGGACAAGCAUUUCUUAGGGACAGGUUAAUGGUCAAUUUUACUUCGGAAGAGAUGUGUUUGAGAACAGCUGUUCAAUCGGGGCAUUGAGCCUUGUAUGUAGCCUUGCCCUAAAAGCAAACAUAUUUGUUUUACCAGACAUUUGAAAAACCAGAAGAAAAUCUUGUUUUCUUUUUUCAAUAAUUCAUGUAGCUGAUAAUGGAUGGAAAGCACAAGAGGCAUGCAGUGCAGGCAAGCGAUUAAAUGGAGUUUUAAUUACACAGCUCAGCUUAACAAUACAGUUGCUUUCAUUUAACAUAAUACCAGCCUCAAAUCUAGAGGUAUAUUUUUAAAUCAGUGUACAUGGCCAUUUAUUUGUCUUGUGAGCUCAGUCUUCUACAGACAUAUUAAUGUCUGUGUUCUAUAGAGAACCAGAUACUGAAACAGGGGAGGGAGAAGAAAUAUUUUUAUAUUUUUUCUGAGGCAAUGCAAAGCUGUACUUGGAAGGAACUUGUCAAAUAUGUUAUUAACAUAGCAAUAAAAUAUUACUUUAUUAUUACAGUAAGUGAAGCUUUUCUAUCUUGUGUAUUCCUACAGCACAAAACCAACCGAAAGGAUCAGCGCGCUUCAAGUGGCGGAUGUGAACAAAGUGUAUGGUCCACAUAUGCCCAGAAGUAAGGGGAGGUGAAAAAAAGAAGUCAGAACUGAGAUGGAAGGACAAAGUUAAAUACUGUAAAAAAAGUCCUCUGAUAAUGGGGACUGGCCAAGUGUCUUGACCUCUCCAGCAUACCUGCUUUUAAAAGCAAUUCUGCAGCAUAUGCAAAUUUAGAAAAGAAGUGCUAAGAUUUUAAUAUGAACGUAAGAAAAUCUCCAACUGCUGCUGGCUUCCGGACUGUGGACUAUAUCAUCUCAUGGUACUGAUGAUACUUGGGUACUAUUAAUUGUGGUGACUAUGUUGUCAUUAUGUGGUUGGAUAACCAAAUAAAUGGCUAUAGAUACAGA
Harpia harpyja (harpy eagle) is the source of this 3448-nucleotide messenger RNA. Its product is annotated as E3 ubiquitin/ISG15 ligase TRIM25-like. Bases 650 to 1882 code for a protein of 410 amino acids. Lineage: Eukaryota; Metazoa; Chordata; Aves; Accipitriformes; Accipitridae. The record is from RefSeq and is a predicted model, not a curated record. The transcript is spliced from 7 exons. Gene Ontology annotation, molecular function: zinc ion binding.